CGAAUGGUUGUUUUUUUCAUGCCGCAGUUUGUUGUGUUUGUAACCAUAUUUACCGUAAAUUGUAAUACGCAGAAAUAGAUUAUAUAAGUAUUUAUAACAUAUUAUGACUGAUUCUGAAAUUCCAGUAACUGAAAUCAGUACUGAAGGAAUUACUGGAUCUUUAAAAAAGAUGAAUAGCCCAGCAGCGCGUGAAUGGAUAACUCAAAGAAGAAACAGUGUUCGACCAUGGUCAGAUUUCAUUAAUACAAAUAAGUUUCGCAAGCCCUCUAGCAUCUCCCAGUGGACAAAACGAUCAGUUAAGAACAUGGAGCAUUAUCAAACGAAUUACUUGUUUGUAUUUUCAGGCCUAAUCAUUUACUGCAUAAUCACAUCACCGUUAUUGUUGAUUGCUCUGCUUAUAUUUCUUGGCGCUUGUUACGUUAUACACGUGAAAAAUGAGAAAUCAAACAUCAAAAUAUUAGGUCAUGAAAUAACACAUAUGCAACAAUAUGCUGUUGCCGGUGCGUUAACGUUCCCACUUUUCUUUGUUGCUGGAGCUGGUGCUGCUGUUUUUUGGGUUUUAGGCGUUUCUUUUCUCCUCGUUGCUCUUCACGCUUCAUUUCACAUUUCUCCCGAGGAAGGAACGACAGAGGAUGAAACCCCUUUCAUGGAAACUGUUUAAAUCUUUCCACAGAUGCUUCCAUUAGCUUACACAGCUUUACUUAACCCAAAAAAAACUAUUUUAGCCUUUUUCUCCCACAUUAAUUCUUUCACCAGACAAUGAAAGAAUGCAAAAAAAGAAGAAAAGUCUGGGAUUGGAUAAAGUGCAUAGCUAAUAAUCUUUUCUUUGUAUAUUAAUAUAUAAGAAUCCUAAAACCUUACGUACUGCUUUUCUGUAUUACAUUACCCCAAUAGUAUUGAAACAGUUCUUAAAAGUUUGUAGUUAAAACAUAAAGUCACUUUUUUAAACUUUUAGUGAUUCUGGGGCGUCAUUGUAAAAAUGCAGUUAACCCAUAGUUGCAAGCAAAGAAAACCUAAUUAAAUAAUGUGGUGAAUAUUAUAUAUACUUUGGGUCUGCUUGUUCGUAUAGAUACAUACAAGCGGGGUAAAAUCUUUUUUAUUGUGGGAAACUGUGGUACAUGUGAUGUCACCUCUGUUUUAAGUUUAGGUGCCAUGUCAUCUAGGCUCCCCGUAUGUUACGGAAACUUUAUAUAUUGUGCUUAAAUUGUGCCUUGAGUGUGGAUCUUACAAUAUUUAGUUGUUGAAGCUUUAGAUUCAAAGUCAAUAUUUUAAAGGAUUAGUUUAUAUAGCAUGCUUGAAGUGACCCUGUUUUUAUUACCUUGGUAUUAUGUAUAAAUGCACUUGAAACAUAGCCUAUACUUGCUACUACAUUAUCAAUGCGUAGGACUGGUAAAUGCUAUUCAUGUAUUAAGUUAAAUAAAACCAUGUUCUUGCUAUUCAAAUUUAAAAUA
This is a messenger RNA of Ciona intestinalis (vase tunicate), 1451 nucleotides long. RefSeq names its product prenylated Rab acceptor protein 1-like. NCBI's taxonomy places the organism in Eukaryota, Metazoa, Chordata, Ascidiacea, Phlebobranchia, Cionidae. Gene Ontology annotation, cellular component: Golgi apparatus. The record is from RefSeq and is a predicted model, not a curated record.